AUGGACAGAUUGGAGUAUGGAGAUUAUGAAAAGGAAGCAUGUGAAAUGGAGGAAAAACCUUGGAUAUGUUUACCCUCCUGCCCAUUGGCUCGGAAGCUGCGGCCGAUGAUACAGAAAUGGAAGAUUCGUACAAUCAUGAAUGGAAGGACAACCGUCUUCGCCAGCUUGUCCACCCAACUUGAAGAUGCCAAUAAAAUCGAGUGCUCCGGAGCCUACAGAAUAAACUGCAAUAACUGUAAAAAAAUCGGAGAGAUUGGAAGGACAACAAAAAAGGAAUAA
Molecule: messenger RNA, 279 nt
Organism: Protopolystoma xenopodis
Lineage: Eukaryota; Metazoa; Platyhelminthes; Monogenea; Polystomatidea; Polystomatidae
Source: the annotation of a GenBank genome assembly